GAGGCGCUUCCGGGUGCGGGGCCCGGCGGCGGGAGCGGUGCGCGGAGGUGUGCCCGUCCCCCCGCGGCCAUGGCCGAGGCGGUUCACUACAUCCACCUGCAGAACUUCAGCCGCUCCUUGCUGGAGACCCUCAACGGGCAGCGCCUGGGCGGCCACUUCUGCGACGUGACGGUUCGCAUCCGCGAGGCCACCCUGCGGGCCCACCGCUGCGUCCUGGCCGCCGGCAGCCCCUUCUUCCACGACAAGCUGCUCCUGGGCCACUCGGCCAUCGAGGUGCCGCCGGUCGUCCCCAGCGGAGCCGUGCGGCAGCUGGUGGAGUUCAUGUACAGCGGCUGCUUGGUGGUGGCGCAGUCGGAGGCGCUGCAGAUCCUCACCGCCGCCUCCGUCCUCCAGAUCAAGACGGUCAUCGACGAGUGCACCCAGAUCAUCUCCCAGAGCCGCGGGCCCAAGGCGCUGCCCCCCACCCCGGCGCCCGCCGACCCCCGCCACAAACCGCCGGAGCCCGGCGCCCGUUUCGGCGCGGCCGAGCCGGCGCCGAGCUGUCACAGCCGUAAACAACGGCAGCCGUUGCGGCUCCAGCUGCCGGUCAAGGAGGAGGAGGAGGAGGAGGAGGAGGAGGAGGAGGAGGAGGAAGGAGGGGGCGCCAGCGGCGAGGAAGGCUUCGCCCCCCCCCCCUUCGCCGCCGAGGAGCCCCCGUUUUUUGGCACCCCCGAGGUUUUCGCCGACGCGUUCCUGCCGCCCUGGCCCGGCGAGGACGGGGCCAAAUUCGGGCCCGACUGUAGCCUGGAGGUGCCGGGCCGGGUGCCGGCGUUCGGGGCCAAAGCGGUGACGGGGGGCAACGGUUUCGGCUUCGCGCCGGCGCCGCCGCUCUACGAGGGGGGUGCGGAGGUUGGGUUGAGCGGGGGGGGCAUCCCCCCGGCCCCCGAAACACCCCAGCCCGGCCCCUCGCGUUGCCCCGAGCCCUCGUACCAGUGCGGCCACUGCCAGAAGACCUUCAGUUCCCGCAAGAACUACACCAAACACAUGUUCAUCCACUCCGGCGAGAAGCCCCACCAGUGCUCCAUCUGCUGGCGCUCCUUCUCACUCCGUGACUACCUGCUGAAGCACAUGGUGACCCACACGGGCGUCCGCGCCUUCCAGUGCGGCGUCUGCUGCAAACGCUUCACCCAGAAGAGCUCCCUCAACGUCCACAUGCGCACCCACCGCCCCGAGCGCUUCCAGUGCCGCCUCUGCACCAAGGGCUUCUCCCACCGCACCCUCCUCGAGCGCCAUGCCGCUGCCACCCACCCCGUGCCACCGCCGGGGCCACCGCCGGGGCCACCACCACCAGAAGCCGGGCUGGCAACGUGGCCAGGAACUGAGGCUGCGGGUGCCGGCCCCGCUCACACGGCGUGAGGGUGCCCCAGGGGGGGGUCUCUGCCACUCUCAAACUGCUUGGGGGGUGGGUUUUAGGGGUCCCCUGUGUCUAUGGACGAGCCCUCAGGGCUGUUUGAGCACCUUGGGGUGAA
Molecule: messenger RNA, 1508 nt
Organism: Tyto alba (common barn owl)
Lineage: Eukaryota; Metazoa; Chordata; Aves; Strigiformes; Tytonidae
Gene: ZBTB45
Product: zinc finger and BTB domain containing 45
Exons: 3
Coding region: 70-1395 (441 amino acids)
Biological process (GO): regulation of cytokine production; regulation of immune system process; negative regulation of transcription by RNA polymerase II
Molecular function (GO): protein binding
Source: RefSeq, a predicted model, not a curated record